Molecule: messenger RNA, 13918 nt
Organism: Macaca mulatta (Rhesus monkey)
Lineage: Eukaryota; Metazoa; Chordata; Mammalia; Primates; Cercopithecidae
Gene: CACNA1C
Product: calcium voltage-gated channel subunit alpha1 C
Biological process (GO): calcium ion import across plasma membrane
Cellular component (GO): voltage-gated calcium channel complex; membrane
Molecular function (GO): high voltage-gated calcium channel activity
Source: RefSeq, a predicted model, not a curated record
GGGCGCGGCGGGGCUGGGCCGGGGGGAGUGAGCGCGGCGCUCUCGCGCGCCCGGUGUCUCCCUCUCGCUGCCUCUGCAGAAACAGCUCCUGCCAGAGCGGCGCUCGGCGCGGCGCAGCGGGCCCGGAGCGGCGGCGGCGGCUCUUCCUGCCUCCGCGCCCAGGAGUUGCCGGCUCCCUUUGACAGCAGAGAGCCGGGCAGGGGCCUCAGGAGGACUCGCCGGCAGUGGGCAGAGGCGCCUCGGCCCCUGCCGGCCCAGGCGGGCCCCGCGCGCCCCCCGCCCCUCCUUUCCGCCUCUUCUCGCCCUGCCUCUCCCGAUUUAUUUUUUCAAAUGGUGUAGCCGCCAGAGGUGCGGUGCUCAAUUCUUGGAAGGGGCCCGGAUGUACUGAGGAUGCAUUACAAUUUCACUCGAGGAGGCAGUAGUGGAAAGGAGCAGUUUUUGGGGUUUGAUGCCAUAAUGGGAAUCAGGUAAUCGUCGGCAGGGAAGAAGAAACACUGCAGACCACGGCUUCCUCGAAUCUUGCACGAAAGCCGCCGGCCUCGGAGGAGGGAUUAAUCCAGACCCGCUGGGGGGUGUUUUCACAUUUCUUCCUCUUCGUGGCUGCUCCUCCUUUGAAAACCAUUUUUGGUCCAUGGUCAAUGAGAAUACGAGGAUGUACAUUCCAGAGGAAAACCACCAAGGUUCCAACUAUGGGAGCCCACGCCCCGCCCAUGCCAACAUGAAUGCCAAUGCGGCCGCGGGACUGGCCCCUGAGCACAUCCCCACCCCGGGGGCCGCCCUGUCCUGGCAGGCGGCCAUCGACGCAGCCCGGCAGGCGAAGCUGAUGGGCAGCGCUGGCAACGCGACCAUCUCCACAGUCAGCUCCACGCAGCGGAAGCGGCAGCAAUAUGGGAAACCCAAGAAGCAGGGCAGCACCACGGCCACACGCCCGCCCCGAGCCCUGCUCUGCCUGACCCUGAAGAACCCCAUCCGGAGGGCCUGCAUCAGCAUUGUCGAAUGGAAACCAUUUGAAAUAAUUAUUUUACUGACUAUUUUUGCCAAUUGUGUGGCCUUAGCGAUCUAUAUUCCCUUUCCAGAAGAUGAUUCCAACGCCACUAAUUCCAACCUGGAACGAGUGGAAUAUCUCUUUCUCAUAAUUUUUACGGUGGAAGCAUUUUUAAAAGUCAUCGCCUAUGGACUCCUCUUUCACCCCAAUGCCUACCUCCGCAACGGCUGGAAUCUGCUCGAUUUUAUCAUUGUGGUCGUGGGGCUUUUUAGCGCAAUUUUAGAACAAGCAACCAAAGCAGACGGGGCGAACGCUCUCGGAGGGAAAGGGGCCGGAUUUGAUGUGAAAGCGCUGAGGGCCUUCCGCGUGCUGCGCCCCCUGCGGCUGGUGUCUGGAGUCCCAAGUCUCCAGGUGGUCCUGAAUUCCAUCAUCAAGGCCAUGGUCCCCCUGCUGCACAUCGCCCUGCUCGUGCUGUUUGUCAUCAUCAUCUAUGCCAUCAUCGGCCUGGAGCUCUUCAUGGGGAAGAUGCACAAGACCUGCUACAACCAGGAGGGCAUAGCAGAUGUUCCAGCAGAAGAUGACCCUUCCCCUUGUGCGCUGGAAACAGGCCAUGGGCGGCAGUGCCAGAACGGCACGGUGUGCAAGCCCGGCUGGGAUGGUCCCAAGCACGGCAUCACCAACUUUGACAACUUUGCCUUCGCCAUGCUCACGGUGUUCCAGUGCAUCACCAUGGAGGGCUGGACGGACGUGCUGUACUGGGUCAAUGAUGCCGUAGGAAGGGACUGGCCCUGGAUCUAUUUUGUUACACUAAUCAUCAUAGGGUCAUUUUUUGUACUUAACUUGGUUCUCGGUGUGCUUAGCGGAGAGUUUUCCAAAGAGAGGGAGAAGGCCAAGGCCCGGGGAGAUUUCCAGAAGCUGCGGGAGAAGCAGCAGCUGGAAGAGGAUCUCAAAGGCUACCUGGACUGGAUCACUCAGGCCGAAGACAUCGAUCCCGAGAACGAGGACGAAGGCAUGGAUGAGGAGAAGCCCCGAAACAUGAGCAUGCCCACCAGUGAGACUGAGUCCGUCAACACCGAAAACGUGGCUGGAGGUGACAUCGAGGGAGAAAACUGCGGGGCCAGGCUGGCCCACCGGAUCUCCAAGUCAAAGUUCAGCCGCUACUGGCGCCGGUGGAAUCGGUUCUGCAGAAGAAAGUGCCGUGCCGCGGUCAAGUCUAAUGUCUUCUACUGGCUGGUGAUUUUCCUGGUGUUCCUCAACACGCUCACCAUUGCCUCUGAGCACUACAACCAGCCCCACUGGCUCACGGAAGUCCAAGACACGGCGAACAAGGCCCUGCUGGCGCUGUUCACGGCAGAGAUGCUGCUGAAGAUGUACAGCCUGGGCCUGCAGGCCUACUUCGUGUCCCUCUUCAACCGCUUUGACUGCUUCGUCGUGUGUGGCGGCAUCCUGGAGACCAUCCUGGUAGAGACCAAGAUCAUGUCCCCACUGGGCAUCUCCGUGCUCCGAUGCGUCCGGUUGCUGAGGAUAUUCAAGAUCACGAGGUACUGGAACUCCUUGAGCAACCUGGUGGCAUCCUUGCUGAACUCUGUGCGCUCCAUCGCCUCCCUGCUCCUUCUCCUAUUCCUCUUCAUCAUCAUCUUCUCCCUCCUGGGGAUGCAGCUCUUUGGAGGAAAGUUCAACUUUGAUGAGAUGCAGACCCGGAGGAGCACAUUUGAUAACUUCCCCCAGUCCCUCCUCACUGUGUUUCAGAUCCUGACCGGGGAGGACUGGAAUUCGGUGAUGUAUGAUGGGAUCAUGGCUUAUGGCGGCCCCUCUUUUCCAGGGAUGUUAGUCUGUAUUUACUUCAUCAUCCUCUUCAUCUGUGGAAACUAUAUCCUACUGAAUGUGUUCUUGGCCAUUGCUGUGGACAACCUGGCUGACGCUGAGAGCCUCACAUCUGCCCAAAAGGAGGAGGAAGAGGAGAAGGAGAGAAAGAAGCUGGCCAGGACUGCCAGCCCAGAGAAGAAACAAGAGAUGGUGGAGAAGCCGGCAGUGGAGGAAUCCAAGGAGGAGAAGAUUGAGCUGAAAUCCAUCACAGCUGACGGAGAGUCUCCACCCACCACCAAGAUCAACAUGGAUGACCUCCAGCCCAAUGAAAAUGAGGAUAAGAGCCCCUACCCCAACCCAGAGACUACAGGAGAAGAGGAUGAGGAGGAGCCAGAGAUGCCUGUCGGCCCUCGCCCACGCCCACUCUCUGAGCUUCACCUUAAGGAAAAGGCAGUGCCCAUGCCAGAAGCCAGUGCGUUUUUCGUCUUCAGCUCUAACAACAGGUUUCGCCUGCAGUGCCACCGCAUUGUCAACGACACGAUCUUCACCAACCUGAUCCUCUUCUUCAUUCUGCUCAGCAGCAUUUCCCUGGCUGCUGAGGACCCGGUCCAGCACACCUCCUUCAGGAACCACAUUCUGUUUUAUUUUGAUAUUGUUUUUACCACCAUUUUCACCAUUGAAAUUGCUCUGAAGAUCCUAGGCAAUGCAGACUAUGUCUUCACUAGUAUCUUUACAUUAGAAAUUAUCCUUAAGAUGACUGCUUAUGGGGCUUUUCUGCACAAGGGCUCCUUCUGCCGGAACUACUUCAACAUCCUGGACCUGCUGGUGGUCAGCGUGUCCCUCAUCUCCUUUGGCAUCCAGUCCAGUGCAAUCAAUGUCGUGAAGAUCUUGCGAGUCCUGCGAGUACUCAGGCCCCUGAGGGCUAUCAACAGGGCCAAGGGGCUAAAGCAUGUGGUUCAGUGUGUGUUUGUCGCCAUCCGGACCAUCGGGAACAUCGUGAUUGUCACCACCCUGCUGCAGUUCAUGUUCGCCUGCAUCGGGGUCCAGCUCUUCAAGGGAAAGCUGUACACCUGUUCAGACAGUUCCAAGCAGACAGAGGCGGAAUGCAAGGGCAACUACAUCACGUACAAAGACGGGGAGGUUGACCACCCCAUCAUCCAACCCCGUAGCUGGGAGAACAGCAAGUUUGACUUUGACAAUGUUCUGGCCGCCAUGAUGGCCCUCUUCACCGUCUCCACCUUCGAAGGGUGGCCAGAGCUGCUGUACCGCUCCAUCGACUCCCACACCGAAGACAAGGGUCCCAUCUACAAUUACCGCGUGGAGAUCUCCAUCUUCUUCAUCAUCUACAUCAUCAUCAUCGCCUUCUUCAUGAUGAACAUCUUCGUGGGCUUCGUCAUCGUCACCUUCCAGGAGCAGGGGGAGCAGGAGUACAAGAACUGUGAGCUGGACAAGAACCAGCGACAGUGUGUGGAAUACGCCCUCAAGGCCCGGCCCCUGCGGAGGUAUAUCCCCAAGAACCAGCACCAGUACAAAGUGUGGUACGUGGUCAACUCCACCUACUUCGAGUACCUGAUGUUCGUCCUCAUCCUGCUCAACACCAUCUGCCUGGCCAUGCAGCACUACGGCCAGAGCUGCCUGUUCAAAAUCGCCAUGAACAUCCUCAACAUGCUCUUCACUGGCCUCUUCACCGUGGAGAUGAUCCUGAAGCUCAUUGCCUUCAAACCCAAGGGUUACUUUAGUGAUCCCUGGAAUGUUUUUGACUUCCUCAUCGUAAUUGGCAGCAUAAUUGACGUCAUUCUCAGUGAGACUAAUCACUAUUUCUGUGAUGCAUGGAAUACAUUUGACGCCUUGAUUGUUGUGGGUAGCAUUGUUGAUAUAGCAAUCACCGAGGUAAACCCAGCUGAACAUACCCAAUGCUCUCCCUCUAUGAACGCAGAGGAAAACUCGCGCAUCUCCAUCACCUUCUUCCGCCUAUUCCGGGUCAUGCGCCUGGUGAAGCUGCUGAGCCGCGGGGAGGGCAUCCGGACGCUGCUGUGGACCUUCAUCAAGUCCUUCCAGGCCCUGCCCUAUGUGGCCCUCCUGAUCGUGAUGCUGUUCUUCAUCUACGCGGUGAUCGGGAUGCAGGUGUUUGGGAAAAUUGCCCUGAAUGAUACCACAGAGAUCAACCGGAACAACAACUUUCAGACCUUCCCCCAGGCCGUGCUGCUCCUCUUCAGGUGUGCCACCGGGGAGGCCUGGCAGGACAUCAUGCUGGCCUGCAUGCCAGGCAAGAAGUGUGCCCCGGAGUCCGAGCCCGGCAACAGCACGGAGGGUGAGACACCCUGUGGCAGCAGCUUUGCCGUCUUCUACUUCAUCAGCUUCUACAUGCUCUGUGCCUUCCUGAUCAUCAACCUCUUUGUAGCUGUCAUCAUGGACAACUUUGACUACCUGACAAGGGACUGGUCCAUCCUUGGUCCCCACCACCUGGAUGAGUUUAAAAGAAUCUGGGCAGAGUAUGACCCUGAAGCCAAGGGUCGUAUCAAACACCUGGAUGUGGUGACCCUCCUCCGGCGGAUUCAGCCCCCACUAGGUUUUGGGAAGCUGUGCCCUCACCGAGUGGCUUGCAAACGCCUGGUCUCCAUGAACAUGCCUCUGAACAGCGACGGGACGGUCAUGUUCAAUGCCACCCUGUUUGCCCUGGUCAGGACAGCUCUGAGGAUCAAAACAGAAGGGAACCUCGAACAGGCCAAUGAGGAGCUGCGGGCCAUCAUCAAGAAGAUCUGGAAGCGGACCAGCAUGAAGCUGCUGGACCAGGUGGUGCCUCCUGCAGGCGAUGAUGAGGUCACCGUUGGCAAGUUCUACGCCACAUUCCUGAUCCAGGAGUACUUCCGGAAAUUCAAGAAGCGCAAAGAGCAGGGUCUUGUGGGCAAACCCUCCCAGAGGAACGCGCUGUCUCUGCAGGCUGGCUUGCGCACGCUGCACGACAUCGGGCCUGAGAUCCGACGGGCCAUCUCCGGAGACCUCACCGCUGAGGAGGAGCUGGACAAGGCCAUGAAGGAGGCUGUGUCCGCUGCUUCUGAAGAUGACAUCUUCAGGAGGGCCGGUGGCCUGUUUGGCAACCACGUCAGCUACUACCAAAGCGACGGCCGGAGCGCCUUCCCCCAGACCUUCACCACUCAGCGCCCGCUGCACAUCAACAAGGCGGGCAGCAGCCAGGGCGACACUGAGUCGCCGUCCCACGAGAAGCUGGUGGACUCCACCUUCACCCCCAGCAGCUACUCGUCCACCGGCUCCAAUGCCAACAUCAACAAUGCCAACAACACCGCCCUGGGUCGCCUCCCUCGCCCUGCCGGCUACCCCAGCACGGUCAGCACUGUGGAGGGCCAUGGGCCCCCCUUGUCCCCUGCCAUCCGGGUGCAGGAGGUGGCGUGGAAGCUCAGCUCCAAAAGGUGCCACUCCGGGGAGAGCCAGACAGCCAUGGUGGGUCCGGAGGAGACGUCUCAGGAUGAGACCUAUGAAGUGAAGAUGAACCAUGACGCGGAGGCCUGCAGUGAGCCCAGCCUGCUCUCCACAGACAUGCUGUCCUACCAGGAUGACGAAAAUCGGCAACUGACGCUCCCAGAGGAGGACAAGAGGGACAUGCGGCAAUCCCCAAAGAGGGGUUUCCUCCGCUCCGCCUCACUAGGUCGAAGGGCCUCCUUCCACCUGGAAUGUCUGAAGCGACAGAAGGACCGAGGGGGAGACAUCUCUCAGAAGACAGUCCUGCCCUUGCAUCUGGUUCAUCAUCAGGCAUUGGCAGUGGCAGGCCUGAGCCCCCUCCUCCAGAGAAGCCAUUCCCCUGCCUCAUUCCCCAGGCCUUUUGCCACCCCCCCGGCCACACCUGGCAGCCGAGGCUGGCCGCCACAGCCCAUCCCCACCCUGCGGCUGGAGGGCGCCGAGUCCAGUGAGAAACUCAACAGCAGCUUCCCGUCCAUCCACUGCGGCUCCUGGGCUGAGACCACCCCCGGUGGCGGGGACAGCAACACCACCCGGAGAGCCCGGCCCGUCUCCCUCAUGGUGCCCAGCCAGGCUGGGGCCCCGGGGAGGCAGUUCCACGGCAGUGCCAGCAGCCUGGUGGAAGCGGUCUUGAUUUCUGAAGGACUGGGGCAGUUCGCUCAAGAUCCCAAGUUCAUCGAGGUCACCACCCAGGAGCUGGCGGACGCCUGCGACAUGACCAUAGAGGAGAUGGAGAGCGCGGCCGACAACAUCCUCAGCGGGGGCGCCCCGCAGAGCCCCAAUGGCGCCCUCUUACCCUUUGUGAACUGCAGGGACGCGGGGCAGGACCGAGCCGGGGGCGAAGAGGACGCGGGCUGUGCGCGCGCGCGGGGGCGCCUGAGCGAGGAGGAGCUCCAGGACAGCAGGGUCUACGUCAGCAGCCUGUAGUGGGCGCUGCCAGAUGCGGGCUUUUUUUAUUUGUUUCAAUGUUCCUAAUGGGUUCGUUUCAGAAGUGCCUCACUGUUCUCGUGACCUGGAGUUAACCGGAACAGCGUCUUCAUUCAUUUCUGUUGGGACAAGACGCGGAGCCUGGGUGCGCGAGCCGCCCUCCGGGAGGAAGGCGCCCGGCUGCGUCUGCAGAGGCGGGGAGAGGAGGCGGCGAAGGUCCCGGGGCGCGAGGAAGGCGCCUGCCCUCUCCCAGCCCGCAGGCCCCGGGCCCAGCCACGCCUCUGCGGGGAGAGCACCCCGGCUUCCCGCGCGCCCUCACCCAAAGGACCCUACAGCAAACGGGUGUCUUUCGACUCUGCUUGUAGAAACCAUUUGCACAUAUUCUGUACGAGCCUCGCUGUCUCCCUAGAGCCAGGGUCCCGCGGAUUUGGAGAAGGGAGCGGGGCAGGACUUCCAGGAGGACCCCAGCCCGGCCCGGAGAGGGAGGCGGCGGCCGUCAGGGGCGCGGAGCUUUGGGGAUGGGCGUCGGGCCGGCCAUGGUGCCGCUCACCCCGACCCGCCCCUGCCCACCUGCGACGGGAUCCCCCGACCGGCACGGGCCACGCCGAGCUCCCGGCCAGCCGCCGGCCCGCAGGCAGCGCAAGGGAGGAGCUGCGCCGCCGGGAAGGGGCCGCCGGCUCCGCGCAACCAGGUGGUGCUGAGCUUCCGCUGAGCGCUCUUUUGUUUUGUGGUUUGACACUUUUCUUGACAGCAUGUUGCAGUUUCUUUUUGGUUUUGGGUUUUUUUUAUUUUUUAUUUUGUUUUCCCAGGGGGAGGGGAGGAAGAAGAGUGUUUACAAAGUCCUGUAGCCCCCUCACCUUUCUGUUUUCACUUUUGCCAAUGUACAUCCGGUUUGGUUUUCUUGUAUUAUUUAAACGGUUGUGGUUUCCUUUUUCCACGGAGGUUCAAUAGAAGCCGCUGCAGGAGAGUUUUACCAACCAUUGUGUAUGCCCAAUAAUUUGUUAUCAUUUCCUUAGGUAGCAACCUAUUUUUGUUCUGGUUUGGUUCGGUUUUCUCAUGGAAAGGUAAUUGCAAUGCACUUGAUGUGGUCUUGCACAUGUGGGUGAUAGAGUUGGGUUCCUUUUAAUGCUGGGUGUACAGGUGGGUUUGGGAGAGAGGAGCAUGCGCGAGAGUCUCCGAGUGUGUGCGACGCGUGUGUGUGUGGUGGGUUGUCUGUGUGCAUAUGUCCUGCCUAUGUAUAUGCACCCACACCAUGUGCCCGUGCACACCAGUGACUACGCAGUCCCCCCUUUCUGGUUUAGCUGUGAGAAGAUCUGAAUCUGGGGCCAUUUGAAAGCAAAAACAAACCACUGUCUCUGCUUCUGAAAUGGGAAUCAGUAACUCUUUGCAUUUUCUGUCCCACAAGAUAUGCAAAAACAAUGCAAUAAUAUUCAUUUAAAAAUACAAUUGUGAGUUGUGUUGGCAUUAAAACUGUAUUUUAAAAAAAAGACACAGAAAUUUAAGGGAAAAACACAAGAAGGCAUUUUGCUUCACUAUAUUCCGUGUAAUGUUUUAUUGCAUUGAUAAUGUUUCUGUUGAAGAAACCGUUAUACUUGAAUUCAGGUCAGUUUCAGUAUUUUUCAAAUAUUUUUUUAAAACUGAAUUGCAAUUGUGCCAAGCGAAUAUAAUGAAUUGAAUUAAGUUGGUUUUCGGAUUCACUUCUUGUAUAUUUUGCUGCAUGUAAAGUAAAUCAUUUUGUAUUUGGAGUGUGACAAGCUUUACCUUUGAACUCUUAAGUGCUUUUCUAUAUGUGGUUGGGGGAAGGGAACAAGUUUUCUCUAAUUUGCACAAUGAGCAAAGGUAUCACCAGUGUAGUCAUUAUUCUGCUCUCCACAAACAGGUUUGGACAUUACUGUUUUGCAUAUCUUGUGUUCGCUUCCGUUUGCCUCAAUUUUUCCAAAAUCAUUUGCUGGGUAUGUUCGUACCGCCUCUUGCUGUGAUAGACCAGGACCUAUUUUAUUCCAGGCUUCACUGUCCACUCUGCUCUGGUCAUCUGAUUUGGUACUUCUCCAAGAACAGCCCUUCACUGUUAGGCGUAGGGAGGCGUUCUGACCAGCCCUCAGUCACCGGGCUGGCAUCCGCAUCCCCCACGGAAGAGGUGGCUGGCUUUGCCUUCGCUCCCACCACACAGACUUUUCUCGUUGGCUUCCUUAGGAAAGUGUACACCAACCGGGAGGAUAAAAUUAAAGUCAGGCUGCUUGGAGGGAGGGCAUCCUCACUUCAGGAUUCCGCUCUACCCAGCGAGGGCAGCAGGGGCUCGAGAAAGGAACGGGUGAAACCCUGAUCCAUCUGAAAGUCAACUCUGCGUGCUCCUUUCUCCAUCCCUUCCUCACUCUGGAGCAGCCUUUCCUUCGGGCUUGCCCUAAUGUUUGGGCUGCUGAGGAGGAGGCCAGGACAGAGGAAGAGGCAUCCGGAGAUCACAGUGGGGGUGGGAACAGAUUUUGUAGGGGCAUCUCUGAUGCUCACGUAUCUCCCUAGAACAUCACUCUUUUGGUGCUGUGUCCUUCAAAUGUGUAUCAACAGUGAUGGCUGAAAAGGGACUGCUUUGGGGAAAACUGGACCCAACCAUUCCCCCAGAACUGACCCAUUGAAUCUCUUUCAGUCCUAGUGUUCCCUCAGCCCCUCUUGGCACAUAUAUAAGUAAGCUAGAAAUUAAAAAAAGGGACAGUCCAUUCCUCUAUGACAGCUUGCUGGACUGAUUCAUGAAAAAGUGGAGAAAUGUACUUGAUACUCCCUGGUUAACACAGUCUAGAAACAGAGUUUCUUUAUGGGUAUCCACACCGAAGUCAUCCGGACUUUCGUGAUUCCUUUUCAGUGCCACCAAGGUCCUCUAGAAAUUGAGUUUAGGUAUCAUCCUUUAUAAAGUUCCGAAGAUUUCUACCCGGAGGUACACACGGGCGUUCCCUGUCUAGGACGGGAGGACUGUCCGAGACUGAUCUUCCGAUCUAGAAUAAGACUGGUGUACGAUGCCUGUCAUCAGAACAGACUGGCACAAGUAGUGACACCAAUGAACCGCAUCCACAGUUUUCCGAGUGAUGUCUACUCUCCACCUAAAAUGGAAUUUUCCCCAUGACCUUAUAAAACAUAAUUGUCACAUCUUCCAUACCCCUCCUGACAGCCCCCAAGUGGCAGGAGAAAACAGCCAGGGGCUAAGGGCCCAAGGGACUUGAAGAAACAGUUUAAGGUCUGCAGUUUGGUCAGCUUAAUUCUUUGUCCUCUGACCAGCCCUGCCUCUUUCAUUUCCAGACCUUAGAGAAUUUUUCCCAGCUUUGAUUCAGAAGGUAUUAUUAUAACCCCUUUCCUCCUUCUUAAUCCAGUAGGUCUCACUCUGGGAAAUCCACUCAAAAGAGCAAGGCAAUGACUCUCAUUCUGUUUCCCAGUUCCAAAUUCCAGGUGCUUGUCUGGAGUGAAGCUGCCUGUUUUUUUUUCUCCCAGCUUUUCUCCACCCAGCAUGUCUCCUGACUGUGCAGCUGAAGACACGGGGGGCAACCUCAGGAAACGCAGCCCUUUCCAUGCCCAAGUUCAUCUCCUGAGAAAUAGGGACACCUUGAAAAUGAGGACUUUGGAAGUCACCCAAAGGAUGGUGGCUACUUUAUGGAGUCCUGAAGAUACACAGCCACCACUCCUAAAGGCAAAGAAGUAGAACAAGGAUGUAGGUCAGGGAUAGAGUGGAACCCUGGUCAUCAGGGUUUUUAGCCUCAUCGUGGGAGAGGUGGCAAAGGAGGAUGACGGCCUCUCCGUCCCUAGAGGCCUAGAAUAAUUGAAAUAUCAUUGUUGAGGAUUUAGAAACAAUUCAACAAAGAGGCCACAACAGGGGCUGCUGACUCCCAGAAGACCUCUUUAAACCCCAGGGGCGGCAAAUACUUGCUGAUGCAGUCCGGGCCAAUUCCAUGUUUUAAUGAAGACCUGCCUCUGGGGCAAAUGUCAGCACAGGGAGGACUGGGAGGAGAAUGGAGGCAAGAAAAGGGCAUAGUUUGACUCCCUCUGGGUCUCUUCCCAGUUCAUGGAAGGACGUAUUCAGCUCACCCACCCACAGUGAUCCGUGUGGUGGAGCCGCUGACAUCUCAAGGAUUUGGGAAGGUGAGAAGAGCACACGUUCCAUCUGGGGGUGUUGUCCCAGCCAUGUCAGCCUACCUGGCGGGGUGUGAGGGUGUCUGCCGCCCUGACCCCCCUCUGCUGAUGUCCCUCCCCUCACGUGGUCCAGGUGCCACCUGACACAGGCUCCUGUGCAAAGACAGGCAGGGAAGCCCGCAUCUCACUCACAGGGAGGCCCUCAGCUGCCAGAGUCCAGGUUCUCCAGCGGCUACGAUUUGAGGAGGUUGAGGGGGAAGAUAGGAGGCAGAGAAGAGUCCUACAACUGUCAGGAAUGGGGCACCUUUCCCUGUCCCUAAGCAGAGCUUCCUCUUCCCACUGCCCUCCCCGGCCCCAGCUCUCUGUCUUUCCCAACACCUAGUGAGAAAGACGGUGCGUGGAAGGGAGUCCCAUGGGCAGAUGCUUACACAACCUCUUUGUGAAGCCACUUCUGGGCUUAACUUCAUUCAUCAAUUUAUUUUUACGUCAAAGCAAUGAAACACUUCUUUGUGGAGCCAGAUACCAGUAUAACAGGUGAAUGGGUUUCUGCCACAUCUCCACAUUACUGGGGGGGAUGCUUGAACCACCUCCCUAGGACACACACCUUUAAGGCACAAGGGCUGGGGUUGAGCUCUAGAUAAGGGACUUUCCUGCUCCUGCAAGGGUGAGCACUGUAUACACAGACAAGGAGGGCGCAGCAGAGUGGCUCCCUCGGGUGGAAGUAGUACCAUCAGAAGCUCCUGUUAUUAUGAGAUACAUUCUAUUUAUGUACAUUGAGAGAAUACUACAAUCAACACUUUUACCUGGGAUGACUUUAAGAGGUUUGAGCCAAAGUACCUGAAGUGGCAAAGAUCCGUGGUCUUUGUGGGGUAUUAGAGAAGCGUUCCAGGCACUCUGGAUCUUGCAGCUGAGUGGAUGAAGGGUAAACACAUCUGCGGAGCACCGAGAGGAGUCAGAGUUAGCAUUUUUCAUGAAAAUUCUCCCACAUCUCUACUAAGAAUGAGGAGGAAAAGAUGAAGACUAAGUAAUUACACUGAGGUUUGAAAUGUUACGUCACCAGAGCCAAGUCCUCUCCCUUCAGAUAGGUUACUGGCUGCUACACAGGGACACCCCCACCUUUUCAGGGCAUCCCAUGCACCCCAAUUCUCAGAAUCUAAGGAAUUUGACUUUGUAGGGAUCCCAGAAAGGGCACCGUGCCACUUCCCCUGGUGUGAAUCAGACAUACAUUGUACAUUCAUUUCUAAAAUUCACUCAUGCACCUCAAACCAAGGUUAUUAUCAAAAAGCUCUGGGUGGAAGAGCUUGUAGGUUUUUUAAGAGUGGGUCAUUUCUAUGUGAGGAAAUGCAGAAAUGGACAGAAUGAUUCUUAUUCACUGUUUGGGUCUGGAGAAUUCCCGUUAUGGAAUUCUUAGAGAUCUCAAGUUUAUUACCAAGGGAAUUAGGAAAAAGAAGUGAGCAGGCACCAGGCCAAGCAGUGACUCCCUUGCCAAGGAACCUGAGGCUGCAGGAUUCAGGGACCUCCUUGAGGAAACCUCUCCUGGCCACUGGCCAGGAGAAAAGAGAAGGUUCUCCUAUAGAGUGAAAAGAAGCAAAAGAGAGUGGGUCACUGGGUCCUGUACAUAGCACCCAACCCCAAGACUUCCCAACAUGGAGAAACUAUACCAAUGUUUAAAAGGGGGAAAGGAAAGAACUUGCACAUCAAGGGAAGACGAUUUGUAAACACACAGUCCUGUGCAAAAAGAUCUCCUUCAGGAGGUGUCUCCAGCAUCCCAAAGCUGUGCGCACCUCCUCUUUUCCUGCUCAGGCCACCUAUGCAUCCAGCUGCAGCCCAUCCCCACACCUGAAAUCCAUCUCUUGAAUCCCAGCCAGAUUAUAUACCACCCCAUUUCCAUGUCCUGUCCUGCCCAGAAUGCAUGCUGUUCUCCCAGAGCCUGAUGGGAAUGAGGCCUUGCAAUGAGGCCAUGGGAAACAGAGAUGAGCAUGUCUGGACAAGUCUGUGAUGGUAGUGGAUGAGAAUAACCCAUGGCAAAACACACACGCUCAUUAAGAAAUAGGGUGACAGAUUCCCCACUGGUGAAGCACUGAAAGGUCUAUUACUCUCAUAACAUUGCUGUUUCAUUUUAAUCCACCAGAGCUACCAUGCAAAACUUUCCUCCAGUGAAAGGCUCCAGAUAAAGCUCCCCUCUCCUCGUGUCCUCCUGCUCAGACCCACCUUCAUCCGCCAAACCAAUCUGUAUCAUGCCUGUUAUCAGAGAGGCACAGAAAGAUGGGCACUGCCUCCAUUGUCACUGUUCCCCACACCCCUACACACCCCCACAUCCUCCCCUCCAGGCUCCACGACUUCACAGUCUUACUGUUGUAAAUAUCAUUGUACAGUUUGUAAUCCUCAAAUAAUCCCAUUGUCAGAGGCCUCGCCUGAUGGCCUUCUCACCCUCGAGAAAGGCCAGGGAACCUGGAAGGGGCAACCCUUCAAGGAGAGCUUCAGGGUCAUCUCUGUGUGAGACACUAUUGUAUAUUCCUGUAAGAUUGCAUUUUUAUCUAAGGAAUGAUGUUAUUUAAAAAACAAACAAAAAACACAAAAAAUAAGAAUUGCAAAUAAAUUUCUUAACAAUGUCUA